AUGCCCUCUCAACCACAAACAGCCCCACAGCCCAUCUACAGCGCCCCCUUUUCAGAGCUCAACUCCAUGAAGGAGAUGGCACCACCACACUACAUGACCCCCUACCCUUCCCACAACACCCGCCUUACCAUCCACGACCGUCGUCAAUCCAUGAUCGCUGGCCGCAACAAAACCCAGACAAGCACUCCUCCCACAUCCGACCGAUCUCGCCCCGACUACUCCCAGGGCGUUGCACCCGAGAGUGCUUCUGCUGUUAGCUCAUGGGAAACCGCACAGCCUUCUUCACAUUCUUCCGUGCAGACAAACCUGCCCCCACUUUCCGAAGCCCUUCAUGGCAUCAAGUCCGAGUCUUCCCCCUCCAUGGCUAUCUCACCCCCAUCUCAACCACAAGCGACCUUCUCGGCCGUCGGUAAUAUGGUUGCCUCUCCCCCUAACUUUUAUGCACCCACACCCUACUUGGACGUCCAAGCACCUCUUCAUGUCUAUCCCACCCAAGAGCAGUUCGAAAGUGACCCCUCAAGGAUGCCGCCCCAAAGUGUUCAAGAUCGCCAGGCCCCUGCAUCUGCUCACCAAAUGGUCUCCCAAGAUGCCAACCCCAGUAAUGACCCCGUCUACGCUCGUCGCGUGACCUAUCCUUUUGUCCCCGCCUUGGAGUCAGCCUCUAGUCUGGUGAUGUCCAGUGUGAUGACCGAGACUGCCGGUGCGAGCCCCUUGAGCAAUAGCGGACCAUUCACACACGGUGGUCUUGUUGCCCAGGGAAUGACCCGGACCUCGCCUAAUCUUGGCUAUGUCGACUCUCUUGCUCUCCAGUCUCAUCAUAUCCACGGUCAACCAGCAAGCGGUGCCUACCACUCACACCCUGCCGGUGUCGCCCAGCACCAUCAACAACAGCAACGUGCCAUGAACCCAGCUGGCUGGGCUCAAGAUGGCACCGACAUGUCCAGUUUGGAUGGUAGCGUCAAUGGAUCCAAGGUCUAUUCCUUUGUUCCUCUCUCCGGUGUCAACUCCAAAAAGCGUCCUCGCCGUCGUUUUGACGAGAUUGAGCGACUCUAUGUCUGUAACUGGGGUGAGUGCGAGAAAGCCUAUGGUACCCUCAACCACUUGAAUGCCCACGUCCACAUGCAAAAGCAUGGCCCCAAGCGUCUCCCAGCUGAGUUCAAGGAACUUCGAAAGGCAUGGCGAAAGCACAAGCGCGCCGAGGAAGAGGCAUCGAAGCAAGCCGCUGUUUUCCAGCAGCAGCAGGCUCAGAACCAGCAAGCCCAGAUGCAGCCUCUGUGCGACCCUUUGAUGUCCCAUAUGCACGCAGCAGCCGCUGGCCACCACCCUUUGGCGAUGCACUCGAUGGCCCAUCACCACCAGCAGCCUCAGCCUCACCAGCUUCCUCUGCCUCAUGUCCACCCCAACCAGCACCCACACAACCCCCACCAUUCCCAGUCGGCAACCUCUCAGCACCAUCACCACCAGAUGGGCUUUUAA
Molecule: messenger RNA, 1476 nt
Organism: Linnemannia hyalina
Lineage: Eukaryota; Fungi; Mortierellomycota; Mortierellomycetes; Mortierellales; Mortierellaceae
Source: the annotation of a GenBank genome assembly